Molecule: messenger RNA, 2869 nt
Organism: Doryrhamphus excisus (bluestripe pipefish)
Lineage: Eukaryota; Metazoa; Chordata; Actinopteri; Syngnathiformes; Syngnathidae
Source: RefSeq, a predicted model, not a curated record
UGACGUCGCAGUCAGUUUCCAGUGUUUUCAUAUCGUGGUGACACUUUUUUUUGUUGAAUUUCUGUUGUUAUAAAUAUUUGUCGCUAUUAUGCCCGAGCGUUGCGUGGCGGGCUUUUGUUCGAACACUCGAGCAGACGGAGUUAGCUUGUUCACCUUUCCUAAAGACCCAAUUCGCCGCAGCAAAUGGACCAGGCAAGUGCAGCGAACCCGAGCAAAAUGGAUGCCGUCCAACUCGUCGGUAUUGUGCUCGGCACACUUCGAGGACACUUGUUUUGAUGCUAGUCCUCAGUUGAAGGAAAGUUUAGGACUGGGUGUGUAUUGGCGGAGGGUUCUUCUACCGUCAGCUGUCCCGACUAUUUUUCCUCCACCCAGACCGGGUGCGAGUCAAAACGCCGGGACCGACGUAGACGGCAGUACGAAAAAACCCAGGAGACGUUCCACAGUGGACAAGCGUGCCAAGCUGACACCUGAAGAUGCACACUGGGACAUGGCAACCCAGGUUGCAGCAGAAAGUCGGCCACCCUCAAGGACUGUUUCGACUCAGUAUCGGCGAAGAUGUCCCUAUAAAGAACAUCUUCCCCCUCAGCAGCAGUCGAGGAACUCCAUGAUGGAGGACAUUAAAAAGGAUGUGGAUCCACAACUCCUCGUCAUUAAAGACGAAAAGGGAGCACCACAGCCGCUCUACAUCAAAGAGGAAGAGGCGCAUCACAGCAUCAGUCAGGAAGGAGAGCAUCUUGAAGGACUGGAGGAGUUCCCGGUGAUUGUCAUCAGCGUGAAGAGUGAAGAUAAUUAAGGUUGGAGUGAGGAGACGAGAGAGUGGCGGAGCAUUCCAGCAGCAGUUCUACUCGAUGGAGACCAAGCACACAACCAUCAGAUAGUGACGACGUAACGUCACGCUGUCCUGACGCUAAACUUUCAAACUGUGAAUGUGAAGUACUACACUGUAGUACUUAGUAUAGUAUAUAUGUUAUGUGUUUCAUAGUAAUGUCGACUUGUAACUUGCAUGCUGAAAAAGCAUGAGCACACCUGACAGACGUGUGUUCCCGGGAUCGUCAUGGAAACGUUACCAAUCAGGGGAACCUUUUAUGUGUGACACUCUUACCUGAAAAGACACGAGGGAAGUACCGGACCAGAGUGGGAGACAACUUUCUCAAACAAAAGAGGAGCACGUCAGGAAAUGGACGCUGUUUUCAUGAAGACAUCCGUGAAGAACAUCUUCCCCCUGAGCAGCAGGAGUGGAACUCCAUGAUGGAACAGAAGGAACCACAGCCUCCUGAUCUUAAAGAGGAAGCAGAGGAGCUACAGCACGCCCACAUUAAACAGGAAGCGCAGGAGCCACGGCACCCUUGCAUUAAAGAGGAAGAGGAGGUGAUUGAGGUUGCUGUGAAGAGUGAAGAUGACAACGACGACGACGAAGAUCAAGGUGAGGAGAAGCGAGAGGCGGAGCUUCUAAGCAGCAGCCCAAAUCAACACACGACAACAGAAGCUGAUGGAGACCACCGUGGAGACCACUUGGCUCCACUAUCGGAUCACGACGACACAACGUCACACUCUCCCGACACCGAUGAUGGCGACUCUGAAGCUGAUAUGACGCGUCACGCCGACAACGCGCGCUGGAAAUGCUGUCAAUGUGACAAAACCUUUGCUCACAAGAGAAAUCUUUCAAAGCACAUGAGAGACGCAGGAGAGAAACAUUUCACCUGCUCAGUUUGCGGCGCAAGAUUCUCCGUGCGGUCAAAUCUGAAACAACACACAAGUAUACACACAGGAGAGAAACCGUUUCUUUGCGCUGUGUGUGAUAAAAGAUUCUCACGAGCACAUUAUUUAAAAAAACACACAAGACGGCACACUGGAAAGAAACCUUUUCCUUGCACAGUGUGCGGGAAAACAUUUUCGGAAAACGGUGGUUUAAAAACACACACAAGAAUACACACCGGAGAGAAACCUUUUCCUUGCAUGCUGUGCGGUAAAAGAUUCUCUCAGCCGUCACAUUUGAAAAACCACACAAAAACACACGCUGCAGAGAAACCGUUUCCUUGUACGGUGUGCUGUAAAAGAUUCUCUCAGAUAUCUUAUUUAAAAAAGCACACAAAAAUACACACCGGAGAGAAACCUUUUCCUUGCACGGCGUGUGGGAAAAGAUUCCUUCAAAAAUGUGAUUUAGAAAGACACGCAAGAGUACACACCGGAGAGAAACGUUUUUCCUGUGCAGUUUGUGGUAAAAGUUUCUCUCAGAAGAUAUCUUUGACGGUGCACGCAAGAACUUGUGAACAUUUUGAAAGGACGCCGUCCGUCAAGUAAAAAAAAAAAAAGUAUCACUAUGGAGGACUAAUCAAAACUUCUAUAGAUGUAGCCUCCUUAAACCUUGUGUUUCUUCAUGCAAUCAUAGACACACUCGAUGUUGAGAUCAGGGAUCUGUGAAGACCAAGUCGCUACUUCCAGGACUUCCUGUUAUUUACGCUGAAGAUAGUUCCUAAUGGGGUCAUUGUCCUUGUCCAAAUAAAUGUUUGACCAAUCAUACGCACUUCAGAUGGUACUGCACGAUGAUAUUUCUCAGCAGUGAGGACGCCAUUAGCCCUGACCAAAUCUUCAGGGCCCCAAACUGGCAGGGAGCCCCCACCAUGCUCCACGGUUCAUUAAUGUGCCGCCACCCAGGCCUUCAGCCAACAAACUGCGUGUUCUUGCAUAGUUGAGUCUUUGGGUCUUGUUUCUAGCUACAACUCAUCCACAAAGACCACUUCUGGACAGAAUUCUCCUGACAGUAGAUGGGUGUCAUUGUUUAUUUUUUUAGUUUACAACAUUUUUUCACACUUUUUCUGCUGUCACAUUUGCUAGCUUGCAAUGCUCCGUCUAAUUUAAAUAAACACUU